GCAGAAUCUGGAUGAUAUGCCACAAGCGGAAGAUCCACGGAUUUUUUUGAGCUAGUCCGAGUUUUUUUUUUGCGUUUUGUUUGUCCGCUUCGUGUUCCGCCCUUCAUCCUCUGGUUACUCUUUUUUCCCUUUUAUUCUUUCUUUUCUUCUAAUCCCGAACAAGUUCCGUUCACAAAAAAGUGAUUGCUUCGCUUUAGGAGACUUUGCAACAUGUUCACCGACGAUGAGUACGACUACCUGUUCAAAAUAGUUCUUAUUGGUGAUUCCGGUGUGGGCAAAUCGAACUUGCUCUCGCGAUUCACGACCAAUGAGUUCAAUCUGGAAUCCAAGAGUACCAUUGGUGUUGAGUUUGCUACAAAGAACAUUGAAAUCGAUAAUCACACCAUCAAGGCACAAAUCUGGGAUACAAGUGGACAGGAACGAUAUCGUGCGAUUACAGGCGCAUACUACCGAGGCGCCGUUGGUGCACUUUUAGUGUACGACAUCACACGUCAGCAGUCCUUCCAAAAUGCGACACACUGGUUAAAAGAAUUGCGCGACCAUGCUGAUCCUAAUAUUGUGAUUAUGUUGGUGGGCAAUAAGCUUGAUCUGAGUGAGACCAGUCGAGCUGUGACGAGUGACGAAGGAGGUGCUUUGGCAGAGCAGGAAGGAUUCUUGUUUAUGGAGACCUCUGCGUUGGACGCUACGAACGUAGAAAAGGCGUUUGCUACUGUGUUCGAUACAAUCUACAGCCACUUGCCAAAGAAAAAGGAAGCGGAAGCAGAAAGUGGAGCUCAACCUGCACUUACCAACGGAGAACGUAUCCUUUUGCGUCCUCCGAGCAUACGAGGACGCAGUAUGGACGAACAGAGAGGAGAAGCGAGGAAGUCAGAAGGCGGCGGAUGUUGCUAAAGCCCGAGAAGUAGCGCAGGAUUUGCUUAUUGUAUUUAUCCAAUUUUUGAAAUGAAAAUCAUUGUAUUCGAUCGACAUUUUUACUUGUUCUUCAACUGGCUGACGAGAGCUUAUAUGCUUACUAUCAUAGAUGCGUUUUGGACAGGCUUAGUAUACAUAUAAACAUUCGUAGGAAUCACAUAUGGAAAGUAAACACCACAGCAAUGAGAAAACUGGGUUA
Molecule: messenger RNA, 1111 nt
Organism: Radiomyces spectabilis
Lineage: Eukaryota; Fungi; Mucoromycota; Mucoromycetes; Mucorales; Radiomycetaceae
Product: GTP-binding protein
Exons: 5
Coding region: 211-891 (226 amino acids)
Cellular component (GO): endosome
Molecular function (GO): GTPase activity; GTP binding
Source: RefSeq, a predicted model, not a curated record